CAGCACGCAGCGCAGCAGCCGGUCGCGGUGGAAGGAAAAUGACACAAAAAUCCGGAUAAAUGGCGAAGUUUAAAAUGAAGGUCUUCCAGCGCUGGCUUUUUGUAGUUUUCUUUCUGCCUUCGUCAGGUGUUUUGUGUUUCAGCGAGUUGUCCUUCAUCACAGAGCCCAGUGAUGCUACCUUUCUACCACGGCGCCCUGCGGUCUUGGACUGUCAGGCCCACGGGCUGCCUCCAGUCACCAUCAAAUGGCUGAAGAACGGAGCUAAGUUGGCACAAAGCGAGCACAUACAGUUCCUGCCCAACGGCUCCUUGUACAUACCAAAGAUAAAGCAUAGCGAGGGGGAUUCGGAUGAAGGAUUCUACCAGUGCCUCUCGCAGAACAAAUAUGGAGCGAUCCUGAGCCAAAGAUCACGUCUGACUAUCGCAAGCAUCUCAGAGUUUGUCUUGCAUCCUGUUCCAAUGGAGGUGGCUGAGGGCUCAUUGGCCCGAUUCUCCUGUGCUGUCACCUCUAGCCCUCCUGCAACAAUCACCUGGGAGCUCAACCAAAGCACAUUACCUCUACAGACAGACAGAAUAACAGUUUUGCCCAAUGGAGUCCUUCAGAUCUACAAUGUACAAGUGGAGGACGCUGGAAAGUAUCGAUGCGUGGCGACUAACAUCGGCAGCCGUUUGAAGAGUAGAGAGGCCGAGCUGACAGUCAACCAAGACGUAGGCCCUAAACCACGUCAGAGGCCCAGAAUCAUUGCAGGACCUCAGAAUGUCACGGUUUCUCUGCACGAAACGGUGGUCAUGGAGUGUGUGGCCACAGGCAAUCCCUGGCCCAUCAUCUCCUGGAGCCGUGCAGACAGCAAACCCAUCGAUGUGUACAACGCCAAGGUGCUGGGCAAUGGAAACCUCGUUAUUACGGAUGUUAAUUCCAAACACAGUGGAGUCUACCUCUGCAGGGCCACCACACCUCGAACCCGAAACUACACCAUUGCUGCAGCCAACCUCACAGUUCAAGUUCCACCAUCCAUUGUGGAGAGGCCCGAGAGCCAGACCCGUCCAAGAGCAGGCACUGCCCGGUUCAUGUGCCGGGCCGAGGGAGUGCCCCCGCCACGCAUCAUGUGGCUAAAGAAUGGAGAAGAGGUUCACUUAAAUGGGAGGAUUAAGAUGUACAACAGUAAAUUGGUGAUUACCCAGAUCAUCCCCGAAGACGAUGCCAUCUAUCAGUGCAUGGCAGAGAGUGAACAGGGUUCUGUGCUGUCCUUGGCUCGCCUUAUCGUAGUCAUGUCCGAGGACAGACCCAGUGCACCAAGAGAUAUCCAUGCAGAAACCAUCUCAAGCUCCGCUAUCUUACUGGCCUGGGAGAGACCUCUCUACAAUGCAGACAAAGUCAUUGCCUACUCCAUCCACUACAUGAAGGCAGAAGGUCUAAACAACGAAGAAUACCAAGUUGUUAUCGGCAACGACACGACCAGUUAUAUCAUCGAUGACCUGGAGCCGGCUCGAAACUACACCUUCUACAUCGUGGCUUACAUGCCAAUGGGAGCCAGUCGUAUGUCGGAUCAAGUUAGCCAGCAUACCCUGGAGGAUGUGCCUUUGCGUACCCCGGAGCUGAGUCUCAUCAGCCAGAGCGCCACGGACAUUAAGUUGAAUUGGCAGCCGCUGCCGGCCAAGGUGAGCCGCGGCCGGCUGUCGGCGUACCGGCUGUCCUACCGCACAGCGGCGUACAGCGCCGUCACGUCGGUGGAGCUGCCUCAGAACAGCACCGAGUAUCUGCUGGAGGGCCUGCAGCCCGACACCAUCUACCUGCUGCGCAUGGCCGCAGCCACGCGCGCGGGCUGGUGUGAGCCCCCCGCGUGGACCUCGCACCGCACGCCUAAGACGUCGAGCGGCAAAGUGCCUUCAGCCCCUACUCUUCAACUUGAGCCGCUUAACUGCACCUCCAUAGUGGCCCGCUGGCAAACCUCCCCACAAUCUGUGGUUGUCCAGGGUUACCGGCUGUGUUACCAUGAGGAAGGCCAACCGGAGCAGCCCACCAUCCAGCUGCAGGCUCAAACCUACACCUACACCAUCAGUGGCCUUGACCCGAGAAGAAAGUAUCAUGUAAAGAUUCUGGCUGUCAGUCAAGCUGGAGAUGGCUAUCAGACAGACCAAACAACAAGUACCCCGGGAUGUGUGUCGGCUAGAGACCAACUGGCGGCAGCUCCUCCGCCUCCGCAUCGCGUGGCCGUCUUGGCCAACAACUCAUCUGCAGUGUCCCUGAGCUGGAGCCGUCCCGCUUUGCCCUCUGCAAAGGCCGUCAGCUACACGGUCCGCUGUACCCCCGUGGGCACCCACAACGCCUCGGCCGUCCGCUACCUGCAGACCACCCGACAGAGUGUGACGGUUCAGAAGCUGGAUCCAAACACUCGCUAUGAGUUUGUCGUGCGGCUUCACGCGGACCAGAUGUCGAGUCCCUGGAGUUCUGUUGUUUAUUAUCAGACUCUGCCUGCAGCACCUCGCCAACCACCCGCAGCAGUGCGCGUAAGUCUGAUCGAGGACGACACUGCGCUGGUGUCCUGGAGGGAGCCCCUGGAACCCAACGUGGUGGUCACGCGCUAUACCAUCCUUUACGCUUCCCAGAAAGCCUGGAUGGCGGGACGCUGGCAAAUACUGCAGAGGGAGGGGACCCACACAAUGGCCCUGCUGGAGAAGCUGGAGGCCGGGAACGUUUACCUGGUGAAGAUCUCUGCCUCCAACCAGGUCGGGGACGGGCCUUUCUCCAACAUCGUGGAGCUGGCGCUCAAGUGGGGAAACAACAAACGCAGCAAGAACCCCAGGCACUCUGACAGCUUCCCAGAUACAGCAGUCCUAUCGGACGGUGUCUACCACAUAGACCAGAGGUCUAUGACAGGGAUCAUUGUUGGUGUGAGCAUCGCCUUGGCCUGUAUUGUUAUGUGUGCCUUAAUCCUCAUCAGUAAGGGAAGACCAAGAAAAUCCUCCAGUCACAAGGUCACGGCCGGGGGAGCUGCUGAAGGUCCCCAUGCUGGCUUGUCCAUGGCCAAUGAAGUCCAUAGAGAGAAUGUUGAGGCCCUCAUACCCAUGAUAAGUCACCACUUUCUAGAUACCAAGGGUGGAGCUAACAUGGUCAUAAAUACCGCCGGUCCAAUCAGCAGUAAGAACCAAAGCAAGCGGUGGCUGCUCCUGAAGAGGGAAAUCAGGAAUCCAGAUGAAAGUGAUGCCGAGAGGAGAGCGAGCUUAUACGAAGCUGGAAAAACAGUCUUGAGGUACGACGAGCAGUUGGGUUCGGCGCCCUUGCCGCCGUCGUCCCGGGAGAUCAUCUACGGGCCGUUUCACUCGGAGAGCUCCCAAGCCAGCGAGGGCAGCCGAGGGACGGGAGACUCGGGGAACUACUCCAACGAAGAGGCGAGCGACCCUUCGACCGGCCGCGGCUCCAGGCCCGCGUCUUACGGGUCGGACGAUCGCCCCGCCGCCGAGCUGAAACAGUCCUUCGAGGCGGAGAACGAGGAGGCGGCGUCGAGGCGCCCGGCGCCGCACACGUCGCACGCCGUCGGCUCCUGACGUCCACCAGCCCAAAUCGGCUCUGCAGCAGCUCACGCCGCCGCUUCUACCUCGCUCGCCCGCUGAGACGAGCCGCGCCGCCAUCAGGGAGCCGGCUGCUGCCGGAUGGACGAAAUGUGCUUUCGCUUUCGGAUCUACCUCAGGAUUUUGCGUGAAUGUUUGUUACGACAUUUCAUUUCCAUUUUCUGUUAACGUCCUACCUGUUUGUCUUUUUUGGCGUUGUCUGUGUUGGACCAAAGCUCACCCAUGAUGAAUGUUAAAAAGUGCUGUGAUACAUUUUCAUUAUAUUUAAUAACUUUCCACUGGAGCAGAGGGUGAAGUUGGGCCCUUUUCACUGAUUAUCUACCUCCAUGUUGUUCAUAUGUAUACAUUACUACCUCCUUUUCGCCAUAUAUUGUGCAGUAUUAUCUCAGACUCAGGGGACAAGGUGAAGACAUUUUAUUGCCAUGUCUUGAAACCUCUGUUGAGAAGUUAUUAUAUAAAGGCUGAGAGAGGUUAUAUUGAAUUUUUGAAACUUGAAACUAAUUGUCAUGGUUUUAAGAGCUUUUGUUUCACAUUUAUUUGUCUUUGAAUGUUGUAUGUUGUGAAAAAUAACAAGUGCAUUAGAUAUUGUCAAGCUCAUUGAGCUUUAUCAUACAAUAUCGUUUGGCAUUUCCAGUGCGCUGAACUCAAAGCUUUAACAUGGCCUUAAUAUCGAAAGGGCUUUGCAUACUAUAGAAGAGAUGAGAUCCAAAGAAGGGGAAAAAUUGCACCCAAAGAGUUUUGAUAAUACAAUAGAUAUUCUAACGCAACCAAAAAUAUAGAGAAUAUACAUUGAGGAUGCGUUUCGCCAAAAAUAUUGUUCUCGCCAAUGAUGUAAAUUUCCCUUCGAAUGGUGGUUUGAAUGCUUUACUCAGUAGACGUGUUCUCGAUGCUUUAUUCAGGUAAAAGCUUUAGCACAUCUUGUGCUCCGUAUGCCUUCUCGAACCAUUGCUAAAUGCAGCGGUGAUGCCGAUGCUAUUAUCCAAAGAGUUGUCUCCUUCCUCACAUGGGUGUGGCUUUUCAUUCAGUGGAUCUUUGGUGCUGAGAGGUGGAAAUAUUUGACACGAGACCAAAGAUCUAGUUUGUCCAGCCAGUGAUAGAUGAUGAUAUUUAUUCUUUGUUUGGAGAAUCAUCUGUUACCUGUCAACAAUAUGGCUGUAUGGGGAGAAUUCUUUUUCUCUCUCCAUAAUACUUCCUGUCCAGGUGUGACGAUGAAGGAUUCAGGACUAUCAAAAUAGAAACCCUGUGUGUGAAGAGCAACAUAAUCAAGUUUUAUAUCUUUGUAAUACAAAUAGUUCUAACCAAAGAAAUUUGAGGUCUCUGUUAUUUAGUGAUUUUCUUUGGUUUCCACUUACAUUAUUUGCAUUUAAAUGUGAUAUAAUUUCCAAUGGUUUUAAUUGCUAGAAAGGCAUUUUGAAAAAGGUUUUUUGAAGCUUGAGAUAUCAAAUUGUUCUGCUGUAUUUUAUAUCAAUGGGAUUUUAUCUGAAUGAUACCCAGGUAGAUUAAAAUGGACAUUUUAGUUUUUCUUUUCUUUGCAAACAAAAACAUUUUGCAAUUUAAAUGUGACAUUUUUUCUAAAUUAAUGCAGCUGGUUUUAAGUUCAAAGCUUGUCUGUGUAACACAUUAUGAUAAGAGGUUAAUUUGAUAUUCACAGAUACUUUUGCUGACUUAAAUCAGAUGCCAAUUGUAGAUUUAUAGAGUAGACUUAAAUGUUAAUGUUUAAGUUAUGUUUUACAUUUUAUUUCUGAUUUUGAAUAGCAAAAUAGAUCUUCUAAUCCAAAGUUUGCAACAAAGCAAGUAUU
This is a messenger RNA of Pungitius pungitius (ninespine stickleback), 5368 nucleotides long. RefSeq names its product protogenin B. Gene Ontology annotation, biological process: neuron migration; cell-cell adhesion; axon guidance. The transcript has 19 exons. Gene Ontology annotation, cellular component: cell surface; axonal growth cone; plasma membrane. NCBI's taxonomy places the organism in Eukaryota, Metazoa, Chordata, Actinopteri, Perciformes, Gasterosteidae. The coding region runs from base 60 to 3545 and encodes 1161 amino acids. The record is from RefSeq and is a predicted model, not a curated record. Gene Ontology annotation, molecular function: protein binding.